AUGAAUUAUUCUAUUGAAACCAUUAACCCUCAUAAGGAACAGACAUUGCCUUCUAAUUCCUUUUUCGACUUACAAAGAGCAGCAGUUAUCAGAGAUAGUCCUUCUAUUCGACUAAGAAGAGCAGUAAAAGAGGGCAACAUUGCUGCAGUAAAACGAUUAUUGAAAAAAGUAACAAAUAUUCAGAAUCCUGAUCCAGAAACAGGCUGUACAACACUCAUGUAUGCAGCACAAUAUGGUCACGUGGAACUGGUAGAAUUACUUUUAGAAUUAGGACAUGAAGAAGAAGUAAUCUCGGUUGAUAAUGAGGGGAUUACAGUUUUAAUGAUUGCUGCCAUGUACAACCAUGAAGAAAUUUUCUUUUUAUAUGUAAGUAAAUACCCAGAAUGUAUUCAUGCUAUUAGUAAAAAUGGAUGGACUGCCUUAUUAUAUGCCGCACAAAAUGGAAAUGCAAACCUUGUCAGUUACCUUUUAUCUAUAUCAGCAGAUUAUGAUCAUGUAGAUAAUGAGGGAAACUCUGCUUUACAUUAUGCUUCUGCAUGGGGUCAUGUUACUGUUAUGGAUUUAUUGAUUUCCGAAGGAUGUAAUGUCGAUCUUGAGAAUAAUGAACAUUUAACUGCAUUUGAUUAUGCCUACAGUAAUGCAGUACAAGAACAUCUUAAAGAAAUGUCACAAGCUACAUUUAAUGAUGACUCUACAAUAUCUGCAUCUUCUUCACGUCAACAACAACAUACAAAUAAUUUUUUUGCUAGUAAUAUAACAAAUUCGCGUGGUACUUCUUAUGCUGGUUAUGAAAGUCCUAUUCCUUGUGCAUCUACUUCUUCUUCUUCUCUUGUAAUACCUCCACCACAAGAAGGAUCAUUAGCUGCAAGUCCUCGUGGAUCAAAUCAAAUUGUAAGUGGUAGUCCUUCUUCUGGAUACUCUGAGUUAUUAGAAAGAAGAAGAGCAAGUAGUUUUGGUGACACAAAAUCAAAAAGGACAUAA
Cokeromyces recurvatus is the source of this 981-nucleotide messenger RNA. Its product is annotated as ankyrin repeat-containing domain protein. The record is from RefSeq and is a predicted model, not a curated record. Gene Ontology annotation, molecular function: protein binding. Lineage: Eukaryota; Fungi; Mucoromycota; Mucoromycetes; Mucorales; Mucoraceae. The transcript is spliced from 8 exons. The coding region runs from base 1 to 981 and encodes 326 amino acids.